UCUUCACACCUCUCCUUCUCCCUUUUCAAUUUUCUGUUCUAGCUCUAUAUUUCUUUAGUGUUUUUGCAAUUAACGUUAACUCGUAAGUUUAUUCUGUAUUACUUUUUAUUGUUAUUUGUGAUUUGUGAUUUUAUGAUAUUAACUGAACUACAGUUUUUUUGCAGAUGGCAUUCCAAAAGUUCACGCUUGGCUUACGGUGGAAUGGUUACACGAAAGAGACCGGAAAGGGAGUCACCUACGUCGGUGGCAAUUUUCAGAAAAUAAAGGUCGCUAUCAGACCGCUGCUUGAAGACCUCUGAUGACUUGAUAUAUACACAUGUUUUUGCCCACCAUUCUUACAUCGUUUGAGUCUUAUCUCUCGUGUUUUAGGCCGAUUUCACGCUAGGUUGUUCUUUUUUGUGAUAUUUUAGGUCCUAGUACGUGAAUGAAGGUUUGGGAACGAGUUCGGGGUCGAUUGGACGAAGAUCGGACGUUUGGCGAGAAGCUGAGGAAGCCACACGGGCACGCCUAAAAAUCCACACGGCCGUAUGACCUGGCCGUGUGACAUCAAAUUGCACGGGCAAGCCACACUGCCCGUGUAAGGGAACCCAUGUGGUCGUGUCGAAAUCACCGAGCAUUCACACGGGCAUCCUGGAAAUUCCACACGGCCGUGUGGUUUUGGCCGUGUAGCUUGGCUGAAGUCCACUUAUCGAAACGCCGCGUUUUGCACACUCACACGGGCAGCUGGGAAAGCCACACGGCCGUGUGACUUGCCCGUGUGGUCGGGAAUUUCUGGGUUUUAACCCAAUUUCAAGCCAAAGGAGAGGGAAUCGACGUUUUGGAGCAAUAAUAGAGCCCUAGAGAGAGAAAGUGCGAAGAACACCCCCUAAGAGUGGUUUUGGAGCUGGGUUUCAUCAAUCAAGCUUGGAAAUCACCCUUGGAGCGAAGAUCAUCAUCCCAGAGCAGAUUCUUCCCAUUUUUAUGAGUAUGACUGCUUUGUAUUCUGUUUCCCUCUCUCUCUCUCUAUGGAGUAGAACUUUCUCUCACUUGGGUUUGAAGAACCCUAGUUCCAUGUGUUAGGGAUCUUGAUUGUAAUGACUUGGGAUUGUUAUAUUGUUUGGUUUUAAUCGAAUGAUGCAUGAUUCAUUGAAUUAAUUGAAGUCUAAUCAGUUUUCUUGAUUUCUGCGGCAACCUGAGAUAGAUAGAAUCUGAUUAGGUUGUUAGAGCUUCAUCAUUCGGUAGUAGUAGAUUGGUUAUACGAGAGUUAGUUAAUCUACUGCUUUGUACUGGAAUCCAAUUCCAUUAGUGGAGUUCUGUGUUCAUAGCCUCAACUUUCUAUCCCGGUGAAGACUAGUCGUCUGCCGGGUAGUUGGACUAAGAGGGCUUGGCCAGCUUAAGAGAUUCCAAGCUACUGUCGGAUCUUCCGCAGUUUAAUCAAUAGUAAAUCAACCCAGGGUAAUUACAACUGAGACCUAACUAAGGAGCUAGGGGGGACUCAUUCCCGAGUGACUCUUCCUUUGCUUUAGAAAACCAAACAAUUUCCUGCUUCCUUACUGCUUUUACUUAAAUCAACAAUCAAUUGACUUAGUUUGCUAGAUAAUAAAUAUACACGGAGUAGGCAGUAGAUCUAGACCCCGGGUUGACAAUUAGAGCUUGCCUGUUACUGCAUUUCCGGACUGCGAUUACACUUGGUCGCAGUUUGGUGUUGUGUUUUAGCGUGCCAACCUCCAUCAAAUGUGCACUAACGUUACUUGCAUGGAUGGCACGAGAAGAGUUGAUCGUAUGGUGUACCGAUAUCCAAACAGAGAAAGUGGGUCAUUGUGGCACGAGGAAUAUCUCAUAACCACUCAGGAUGAAGUAGAUUCCAUGCUCGAAUUCUUGAGGUCCAACAAUCUUUCCAAAGCCGAGAUGUUCGUUUACACCGAGGCGGCCGUUGGCGUUGGAGGUCAUUCUGGACACGAUCAAACAUCUGGUAUCCAUGGUGGAGGUGAAUUAUAUGGCGAUCAUCCCUACCAAAGUUACCAUGAUCCUCAUUCCUAUUUUCAGUACCAAGAGCAAGGUGAAGGUCAUCAUCAAUCUUUCCCAUCAUAUGAAGAAGAAGUUCAACUAGACCUCCCCAACCAACCUCAGUACAACUUCCAAUCAGGAAGCGGUAGUUUUCACAACUACCAUUAUAGAGCUGAUGAAGGUGCCUUUCAUGAGCUGGAUCAGAUGGAAGCUGCCCUACCAGCACCAGUUAGUGACCCCUCCGAUGAAGAAGGAGAGAACAACGUCAGUGCAGACAGCUCCGACCCUCUUGAAGGUGCUGAUGAUUCAGGACAAGAGUCAAACUCAGAUAAUGAUGCUGAGGUGGCUCGUGACCGUGUACCAGUCCCCUACUACAAUCACAUUUCAUACGACAAUUGGAUGGUCGACAGCGACAUGGAGCCGCCAGAGGUCCCAGUAUGGGGUCCACUCAUUGGGUUUAUGAAGGGCCAACAAUUUGGCUCAAAGAAGGAGGUGCGGCACGCCAUUGAGACUGAAGCAAUGACUCGGCAUUUUGAAUGGCACACAACUCAUUCCAACACUAAAAGGCUCUUAGUUAGAUGUCGUAAUCAUCAUGAGGGGUGCAAUGUUAGGAUUCAGGCCAUCAACAGCAAGAGACACAGCCACUGGGUCAUAUCCCGUGCGGUGAACACACACACAUGUGUGUCAUCCAUAACUUCCCAAGGCCAUCGACAGUUGAAAUCCAGGGUGGUUGCUGUGGCUAUCAAGCAUCUAAUUGAGCAAGAUCCGGACCUGAAGGUGAAAGUCAUAAUCGCUGACAUUGCAAGUCGUUAUGGUUAUAUGAUUAACUAUAAGAAGGCGUGGCACGGAAAGCAGAAAGCUCUGGCCGCCGUCUUUGGUAAUUGGGAAGAAUCAUAUGCAUUCCUUCCCAGGUUAAUUUUGGCAUUGGAGGUGUCUAACCCUGAUACUGUUUUCUCCCCUCGAUACCAAGAUGAAAAGAUACAACCCCCAGAGCCAGGUAACAAACGCCAUUUCAGACGACUUUUUUGUGCAUUCAAGCCAUCUAUUGAUGGUUUUGGCUUCCGUGUCCCUGUGAUCCAAGUGGAUGGUGCAUUCCUUACCGGCAAGUACAAGGGCACUCUCCUGAUUGCCAGUGGGGCGGAUGCAAACAGACAAGUCUUUCCUUUAGCCUUCACCAUUGUUAAGGGAGAGAAUGCUGAUAGCUAUGGAUGGUUUUUCCGGCAAAUUCAGCUCCACGUCACUAGGAGGACGAACCUGACAAUAAUCUAUGAUCGGCACGCCAACAUCAGAGUUGCCAUCUUAGGUUUAGAUCCAGCCAGGAAGUGGUCCUAAAGGAGGUGCAUACGACACUUCAAGAGAAACUGGAACCAUCAUUUCAA
Molecule: messenger RNA, 3365 nt
Organism: Linum trigynum
Lineage: Eukaryota; Viridiplantae; Streptophyta; Magnoliopsida; Malpighiales; Linaceae
Source: the annotation of a GenBank genome assembly